This is a messenger RNA of Zygotorulaspora mrakii, 627 nucleotides long. RefSeq names its product Bud21p (gene BUD21). Bases 1 to 627 code for a protein of 208 amino acids. Gene Ontology annotation, molecular function: snoRNA binding. Gene Ontology annotation, biological process: rRNA processing. NCBI's taxonomy places the organism in Eukaryota, Fungi, Ascomycota, Saccharomycetes, Saccharomycetales, Saccharomycetaceae. The transcript has a single exon. The record is from RefSeq and is a predicted model, not a curated record.
AUGCCCGCUAAGCCUCGAAGUCAUGUUAAAUUCAGUGAAGAAAUUGCCUCCGAUCCUGCACACGUGAAGGUUCAGACAGUUCAAAGCACGGAACAUAGUAGUGACGAUGAAAGUGAUGAAAGUGAGGAUGAUGCACCUGAAGAAGAGGGUGUGUCAAACGGAAAGCUUAUGGUAGAGAAGGAAAUACUUAAACGUGAAGAGCUCUUAAAGGCAGAGCAAAAACAGCUCAAGGAGCAGAGAAGAAAAAACGAUGCCUUUUAUAAAAGUCAGCAACAGUCGAAGAAGGGGAGGACCAGUGAGAUACGGAAUAACGACACACUUGAUGAGCUUCCUGAGGAAAUUUUCAAUAAACUGGAAGAUGAUAACAAGCUUUGUCGUCAAGAAGCUUCGUCAAAACAUAUCAAUUUCAAUGAAGAAGACUACAUACCCGAAAUCAAAAAGCAACUAAGUGAUAAAAAAAAAUUGACGUUGAAAAAAUUGAGAGCUACUUCUGCUAAGAAGGGACCUGUGUCUGUUAAAGUUUUGUCGUCCACACAACUAUUGUCGUCGAUGGCACCAAAGAGGGAAGCUUCGAUUAUGGGGACAAAGGAGAAAUGGCUAAGAAGAAAGGCACUGAAAAGGAGGUAA